Molecule: messenger RNA, 1047 nt
Organism: Aspergillus caelatus
Lineage: Eukaryota; Fungi; Ascomycota; Eurotiomycetes; Eurotiales; Aspergillaceae
Exons: 2
Coding region: 1-1047 (348 amino acids)
Source: RefSeq, a predicted model, not a curated record
AUGUCCCCCCGCAAGAAGGAAGUCUUAUCUGCUGUAACGGCGACCGCAGAUACCCGCGCAGACGAGCCGGCAAACGAAUUGCGCCAGAAGGCUCAGUUGGAACGGAUUCCCCAGCCAGCGCGCUUUGUAUUGGUCGUCCUGAGUAGCCUGGUACUGAGUGCGGGAUUCUUCAGUUUAACGUCUGGGGAUACCCUUGGCGAGCUAGGCGGCGUGAGCAGACAUCUUGAGGCAUGGUGGGAAGUGGGGGGUUUGGCGGCUUGGAAGGCUAUAGAGGUUGGGUUAGCCUGGGUCUUGGGCUUUGAUGGACGAGAUGUGUCAUCAUUCAUCUUCCUUACUCACCUCCCCACCUACGCACUCCUGGCAUCAUUUUACAACAUCCGCCCCACUACGGUCUUGAUCUCUUAUGUGAUCAUCUUAUUCUCGACCUCGGUCCCCUUUGUACUCCUGCGCAAGCCGACUUGCGUGCACGACCUGUCGCAUGCUCCCUCCGAUGCAGUCCGCAACCGCUCAAUCCUUCAGGACCGCGCGACAACCAUCUACACCACUAUCGCCGCGACAUCAAUUCUGACUGUCAUCCUAUACCUAAGCUACGCGACCUGGCUCCCAACACAACUGGUCCUCCACUUCGAAAACAUCCCUGACAUUGGCGCCGUUCACGCCGGUCCUGCGGGUCUGCCAGCCCUCUUCCUCGCCCUCCUUCCAGCCGGCUGGGCGGCGAGAGAUCUCCUUUUCGUUAGUUCCACUGGCGCGGCCGCGUCUAAGAGGACCGAAUCGACCGAGAAGAACCCCGCAUCGCACGAAGGCGAGUACCUCGUCUGUGCAGUUUAUCGGAAGACCUGGGGCGCACUCUCGCCUAAGACGAGAGUUCUUAUCUCGCGAACGGUACUUCUUGCCGUCAUGCUUCUCAGUAACACCAUUGUCCAGUUGGCAGGAACCAUUGAGGGAAUUAGCGUCGAGGGUGCGUCCGCUUGGGGUUCAAUCUGGGCCGUCGCCAUUUUGGCUGUUGGAGCGACUUUUGGUUGGAUCGAGGCUGUUGAUGGGGUAUGA